AUGUCUGGUAUUGAGGAAGCAGUUCCUGGAAGCCGUGACAGCCGACAUUCUUUUGCUGCUGGCAACUCUGUAUUAUGCUUUGGACAGUGUCAAUACACAGCAGAAGAGUACCAGGCUAUCCAGAAUGCCCUGAGGCAGAGGCUUGGCCCAGAAUAUAUUAGUAGCCGCAUGGCUGGAGGAGGCCAGAAGGUGUGCUACAUUGAGGGUCACAGAGUAAUUAAUCUGGCCAAUGAGAUGUUUGGUUACAAUGGCUGGGCGCAUUCUGUUACACAGCAGAAUGUGGAUUUUGUUGAUCUCAACAAUGGCAGGUUCUACGUGGGAGUCUGUGCAUUUGUGAAGGUCCAAUUGAAGGAUGGAUCGUAUCAUGAAGAUGUGGGUUAUGGUGUUAGUGAGGGCCUCAAGUCAAAGGCCUUGUCCCUGGAGAAGGCCAGAAAGGAGGCAGUGACCGAUGGGCUGAAGCGAGCACUCAGGAGUUUUGGAAAUGCACUGGGAAAUUGUAUUUUGGACAAAGACUAUCUGAGGUCACUAAAUAAGCUUCCACGCCAGAUGCCUCCUGAAGUGGAUUUGACGAAAGCAAAGAGACAAGAUUUUGAACCAUCUGUGGAACAAGCAAGAUACAGCAGCUGCCAACAGAACAUGGCACUGAUACCAAAGCCACAGGAGGUGGCCUCCCCUUGCAAGCCAAGCCACUCUGAUGAGCCCCACAUUGUGAUACAAGGGAAUAAGGACAGCAGCUCCCGAAGCUUGAUCUCUUCUGCUGUUGAAAGUGUUGCCACAUACCAACGGAAGCUCCGGCAAAAGCAGUUGCAACAGCAGUUCCGGGAGCAAAUGGAGAAACAGCAGCAAGGUCCAAUAUCUUCUCCAUCAGUUGAAGGGCCAGCAGUGCCACCAGCCCCUCCUGUGAAGCACAGUACUCCUUUAAGUGCUGCACCAGAACCACUCACUGAGAAAGACUCCCUUGCAGGUCAGUCAGACCAACUGAUCUCUAUCCUUGCAGACAACCUUGACUUGUGGGAUCUGACUCCAGAUUUAGAGGACAUUAUUGUUAAAUCUUUGCCUAGGCCAGAACCACCUCAUAUAGUUGCCACAUCAGCCCUGAAGAACCACUUGGUGACUCAGAACAGAACUCCCCAAAGUCUCUGCCUCCAGAAACCACACUCAGACUCUGGACCCUGGCCUCCCCAAACUCACAACUCUAACCAGCACCUAACAGGAGACUGUGAUUCUGGUUGCAAGGUCCAGGACAUGAAGAAAAGGAAAUUGGAUCCAACUUAG
Molecule: messenger RNA, 1275 nt
Organism: Elephantulus edwardii (Cape elephant shrew)
Lineage: Eukaryota; Metazoa; Chordata; Mammalia; Macroscelidea; Macroscelididae
Gene: RAD52
Product: RAD52 homolog (S. cerevisiae)
Exons: 11
Coding region: 1-1275 (424 amino acids)
Biological process (GO): mitotic recombination; double-strand break repair via single-strand annealing; double-strand break repair via homologous recombination
Cellular component (GO): nucleus
Source: RefSeq, a predicted model, not a curated record